Molecule: messenger RNA, 2382 nt
Organism: Colletes gigas
Lineage: Eukaryota; Metazoa; Arthropoda; Insecta; Hymenoptera; Colletidae
Gene: Amt
Product: putative ammonium transporter 3
Exons: 11
Coding region: 717-2273 (518 amino acids)
Biological process (GO): ammonium homeostasis; ammonium transmembrane transport
Cellular component (GO): membrane
Molecular function (GO): ammonium channel activity
Source: RefSeq, a predicted model, not a curated record
CACACAAAACUAAAUUUUGCUUCCUUCAGAUAAAUUAGAUAUGUUCGUCUGCCAAUUAUAUAAAUGUUUUACUUUUUUAUUCCAUUGCUCGUUGCUAGCUUGAGGAAGUUAUGGGUAAUAGGGUAUAAGAAGGACUAAUCAGAGCCGAGUUACACGAUCAUGCAUCAAUAGUUAGUCUGACACUCAAAAAUUGGAAAACAAUUCUGUAUCUUGUGAAGAGUGACUAACUUCACCAUUGCUACGAUUAUUAUUUACGUGCAUUAACGAUCGUUUGAAAAUAAUUAUUCCUCAAAAUUAAUAAAUUCAUGAUACUAUGCAGAUGUUUUAUGUGAUAUCAUUUUCUUUUAUUUAGAGUAGUGUUAUUUUAUGUACACAAUUCGAUGUUAUUUAAUGACAAAGAAAUGGAAAUAAAUUGUUAAAUAUGUAUUGAGGUAAAAAAUUGUUUGUAACGGCUGGAUGUGGGCCAAUAAAAAAAUAUAAAAAUAAAUUGCGAGGAAGUGUACAUUUUCCAUUUUCUAAAUUGUUCGCUUUCACGAUCUUGUGAAACUACAAUUUCCCUAUAGCGAUAGAAAACUGUUAGAACUCCAUGCCAUACAUAAUUAAUAUGUUUUGACCGUGGUCUAUCCAUUUUUAACAUGUUUUUGUCAAGAACAGUACUUUCUCUAGCUAUAAUCUAGUUAAUGCUUGUGCUUUGGUGAAGAAAGUUUCCAUUUAAUAUGGAAAUAGAAACUAAUAACACAAAUGUUACAAAUAGUUCAGCUGAUAAUACAUACACUGCUUCUGCAUAUAAUCUUAAUCAAGAGGACAGUAACUGGAUUGUGACAAAUUCGUUUAUAAUUUUUACUAUGCAAACUGGUUUUGGUAUGUUAGAAUCUGGAUGCGUGUCUUUAAAAAAUGAAGUAAAUAUUAUGAUGAAAAACGUAGUAGACAUAGUUCUUGGUGGAUUGACUUAUUGGGCAUUUGGUUUUGCACUAAGUUUUGGAACAGACAGGUUGCAGAAUCCUGUUAUUGGUAUGGGCGACUUUUUAAUGGAUCCUUUCGUAUAUGAUAAACUUAUGGGUCCAAAAUGUGCUGCAUUUUUAUUUCAAUUAAGCUUUGCAACUACCUCAACAACUAUUGUUAGUGGUGCUAUGGCUGAACGGUGUAAUUUCAAAGCAUAUUGCUUAUUUUCAUUCUUAAACACAAUUGUGUAUUGCAUACCAGCUGGUUGGAUAUGGGGCGAUCAUGGCUUUUUAAAAAAUAUAGGCGCUGUUGACAUUGCUGGUUCAGGAGUAGUACAUCUUGUUGGAGGUAGUUCUGCACUUGCGUGUGCCAUUAUGUUGGGACCACGGCUGGGCAGAUACGAUAAUGGAAUUGAUCCGUUACCUCUGGGGAAUCCUGUCAAUGCUAUUAUGGGCUUAUUUGUGCUUUGGUGGGGCUGGUUAGCAUUUAACAGUGGAAGUACGUAUGGUGUUAGUGGACAACGAUGGCAGUAUGCCGCAAGAGCAGCAGUUUCUACUAUGUUAGCAAGUAUGGGUGGUGGUUUAAUUGGAUUAGGUUUCAGUUUAACUAAUCCAAAUGGAAUUGAUAUUCUUAGUCAGAUAAAUGGUAUUCUAGGUGCUCUAGUUGCAGUUACAGGUGGUUGUUUCCUUUUUAGGGCCUGGGAAGCUAUAAUUGUUGGAAUGAUCGGUGCUUAUAUUACAUGUUUUGUAAUGCCCUUGUUAGAUAAAAUGCAUAUUGACGAUCCCGUUGGUGCCAGUGCAACGCACGGAGCAAGUGGAAUUUGGGGCAUCAUUGCUAUUGGUUUAUUUGCAGAUAAUCCACACCCUCUUGAUACAACUAAUGGAAGAAAAGGGUUAUUUAAGGGUGGGGGAUGGUAUUUAUUUGGUGUACAAUGUUUAACUGUUUUAUGCUUAGCAGUUUGGAGUUUUUUUACAUCUAUUACUUUAUUAUGGAUCAUAAACAAAGUUAUACCGAUUAGAAUGAGUAUUCACGAUGAACUGUUUGGUGCAGACUUAGUAGAACAUCGGAUACGACACAUGCAGAUAGGUGUAAGUAGAGCUAUGUCUGCUCUUCAUCCAGUUCCUCAAGAACACAAAUUAAAAACUGUACAUCCAGUUGGAAUAAAUCCUGGUCACGAUUCCUAUAUCGAAAAAUAUAAUCGUAAAAAUCGCAUGAAAUUUGGAAGACGAUUAUCAUUCAGAAAAAGGUCGUCGAAAACUCCUCAAGCUAAUACGAUUACAAACGCAGUAUUAACCGGACAAAGUAAACCGAAUUUCGUUUGGAUGGACUGAUAUUUUCAAAUGUUUUUUAACAAUUUAUUGAAUGUAAAUUUAUUAGAAACGUAUAAAUGUAUUCGCAUACACAUUCUAAUGCUUUCACACAUUACUGUAACACAUACAA